CUGAGUUGGUCUAUUUCACGUCACGUUCUGUCUUAAUAAAAAUAAGAUGCUUCACGCUGUCCUAAAAUCUAUAUGGUGUUCACAUAAACAAUAUAUAUACUUUACUUUUAUUUUGUCCUUAACGAAGAAAUUACAUGCUUGAUGUUCCAAAAACACAGUUCAAAGGAGAAAAAGAUGAGGAUGUUAAAGGUGGUCUUUGUUCUGAUACAUUUGUUAGCUGCAGCUGUAUUGGCUAAUCCCUUGAGCAAGAAUGACUUCCCACCUCACUUCUUGUUUGGUGCAUCAUCAUCAGCAUAUCAGGUUGAAGAUGCUGCAAAUGAAGAUGGCAGGAAGCCUAGCAUAUGGGAUACCUUCGUACAUGCUGCUGGCAAUGGUGCUGUUUCAUUAUGCAUAUAUAACUUAAUUUCUGCAAUUUCAAAGAUACACAGGGGAGAUAAGGACAUUGGAUGCGAUCAAUAUCACAAGUAUAAGGAAGAUGUCAAACUCAUGGUGAAAAUGGGUUUAGAUGCCUACAGAUUUUCCAUAUCUUGGUCAAGGCUUGUUCCAGAUGGGAAAGGACCAAUCAAUCCCAAGGGAUUACAGUAUUACAACAACCUUAUCAAUGAACUAAUCAGCCAAGGAAUCCAACCACAUAUUACAUUGCAUCACUUGGACCUGCCACAAGCACUUGAAGAUGAAUAUGGAGGAUGGCUUCGCCGAAGAGUAGUAAAAGACUUCACAGCAUAUGCAGAUGUGUGCUUCAGAGAGUUUGGCGAUAGAGUUAAAUAUUGGACCACAGUGAAUGAGGGAAAUCUGUUCGCAUUUGGGGGCUAUGAAUCAGGACUUCUUCCCCCUCAACGGUGUUCCCCCUCCUCUAUACCUAACUGCUCUAGGGGAAAUUCCUCAACUGAGCCAUAUUUGGUAGCCCAUCAUAUUUUGUUAGCACAUGCAUCAGCUGCUAGACUAUAUCGGAAGAAGUACCAGGACAAGCAACAUGGAUUUAUUGGGUUAAAUCUCCUUACGUUUGGUUUUGUUCCUCUAACCAAAACUAGUGACGAUAUAAAUGCCACUCAAAGGGCCCAAGACUUCUAUACGGGGUGGUUUUUGAAUCCCUUGAUUUUUGGAGAAUAUCCUGGCAUCAUGAAAAAGAAUGCUGGCUCAAGACUUCCUGUCUUCACCAAAAGGGAAUCAAAUCUGGUCAAGGGCUCAAUGGACUUCCUAGGAAUAAAUUUCUACUACACAUUUCUAGUUAAGAACAACCCAGACAGCCUGCGCUCAGAGGAUAGAAGUUUCACAGCAGAUAUGGCCGCGGAGCUUGAAUACCUUACCGGAAAUGGUUCGUCUACAUAUGAGCAUCCAAUUACACCCUGGAUUUUGAAAGAGAUUCUUGCGUCAUUGAAGAAAGAUUAUGGCAAUUUUCCAGUUUACAUUCACGAAAACGGUCAACAAACACAACGCAAUUCAUCAUUGGAUGACAGGCCAAGGGUGAAGUACCUGUGUAAAUACAUAGGGAGCCUGCUUGAUAUACUGAGGGAUGGAGUGAAUUUAAGAGGUUAUUUUGUAUGGUCCUUCUUGGAUAUGUUCGAGGUACUGAAUGGAUAUGAAUCAAGCUAUGGCCUAUACUUUAUAGAUUUGAAAGAUCCAGCUUUGAGGAGGCAAUCUAAGCUUUCUUCAGUGUGGUACUCAAAUUUUCUGAACAAUGGGAAUAUACCAAAGGUCACCAUCAUGGACAUUGAGAAGAAUGCAUCUGUGCUUUCCAACACUGUUACUGCAUAAUGCCAUUAAAGUAAUCAAGACUAGUUAAAUUUGAAGGUUGUUCUGUACUCGCAUCUUUUUUUUACCAGGUCCUAAUUUUCUUCUUUGUAUGACCGUGUGAGCGAAUAAAGUGACAUGAUUUAUGGUGUAAAGUUUUGAAAAUCAUUAGCAUUUUACUCAACAGUACAUGAUUUGCUACUAUAUUAUGAGUUAUGACCAUGAAUGUAAAUAUUCAUGAUUUCUAUUUU
Messenger RNA from Lotus japonicus, 1982 nucleotides. Its product is annotated as beta-glucosidase 11-like. The transcript is spliced from 13 exons. The coding region runs from base 142 to 1755 and encodes 537 amino acids. Gene Ontology annotation, biological process: carbohydrate metabolic process. Gene Ontology annotation, molecular function: beta-glucosidase activity. The record is from RefSeq and is a predicted model, not a curated record. Lineage: Eukaryota; Viridiplantae; Streptophyta; Magnoliopsida; Fabales; Fabaceae.